This is a messenger RNA of Cyclocybe aegerita, 1551 nucleotides long. The record is from the annotation of a GenBank genome assembly. Lineage: Eukaryota; Fungi; Basidiomycota; Agaricomycetes; Agaricales; Hemipholiotaceae.
AUGUCAACCUACGCUUCCAUGGGCCUGCCACCUUCCCUGGCACGGACUUCAACGGUCGUAGUCCCUUGCAGCGAACAAACGCCUUCCUUUAUCAUCGAGUCAUCGAACAAAUCAUACAAGCACCAAUACUCGAACAUAUACUACGUCAGGCUUAGCCUUCUACGGAACGUAGUGGAGAACAAUGCUCAUAAGAAAUGGAGGAACAUAUCAGGCAAUCCUGUUCUUGUUCCGCGCGUACUCGAAGUGGAAAAGGGUCAGCUUUGCUACGUAGUGGGGACGGUAUACAUGGAUAUGCCGCUGAAACCCAACGUCAUGGAGGACAUUGCACGAGAUCAAUCGAUACCUCCUCCUCCUCCUCAAACUAAGAUGUUCUCCGAAGACGAUAAUGUUAUGCUGGAAGAUGAAUCCGGACGAAUCAGACUGGUCGGAGAACGUAUUAAGGAAGCACGGCUGGUCACUGGGGUUAUUAUGAGCGCUCUAGGCAUGGAGACGCCCAACGGAGACUUCGAGGUCGUCGACUAUUGCUUUGCUGGCCUGGCACCUCAAGCUUCGGACACGGAAAGUAACGAGGAGGAUAAGAUGGAUGUUGACGCCGAGCAGGGCUCUUCAUCAUCACAAUUACCAGAUGAAUGGAUCGGUGCUGUUUCUGGUCUGGACAUAGGCUCGCUUUCACCCUCAGAUGCACAGAUACAGAUGCUGGUGGAGUAUCUUACAGGCGAAGAGGGGAACAUCGACGACCAGGUGGCUGCUUCCCAGAUAUCCCGACUGAUAAUUGCUGGUAAUUCUCUGGCAGCGAUCGAGCCCCAAGUAGUCGAAGCAGUUUUGACGGCUGAAGACCGGAAAGCGCGACGAGCUGGUCUCGAAACAACGUCGUUCUCACCCCAUCCAAUUUUGAACUUGUCUUCGACUCUGUAUGAUAUCGCCAGCGUCAUGCCGAUACACCUCCUACCCGGCGACUCUGAUCCUUCUGGUAUCAUUAUGCCUCAGCAACCUUUCCCUCGAGCUAUGUUCGGUGACGCAGCACGAUAUCCAACGUUCGCCUGUGAAACUAAUCCCACUUACCUGUCUAUCGCCUCAGAUCCUGAAUCUUCGUCUUCUAACUCCCCUCGACCCCCUGCGAAAAGAACUCUGCUCAUUAAUUCUGGCCAACCUCUGAAUGAUAUGUUCAAGUAUCUUCCUACCCCACCCAACACACGCUUGUCCAUCGUGGAGUCCAGUCUUCGAUGGCGGCAUAUGUCACCAACUGCGCCGGACACACUGUGGUGUCAUCCUUACAGAGAGGAAGAUCCAUUCCUGAUACCAGAAACACCACACAUAUACAUCGUGGGUGGGCAGAAGAAAUUUGCUACAAGCUUUGCGCAUACAGGAAUUCUGGUCCUUAUUAAUCUACGGACACUGGCCGUAAAGAUCGUCAAUUUUGGUGUUCACGGAAUGACCACUGGAGGAGCUGUUGAAGACGUGAAAAAAGAACCCCUCAAAGAACCGAGCCCAAUGCCAGCAGAACCAUUACCCUCAGGGCCAGCGUCAUCAUUAGACCCUGGUUUUAUCUAA